AUGCUCAGGUCUGUGGAUCCAAAUCCUUGGCUCUGCCUUCUCGUCCUGCUUGUGGUCCCCCAUAGCCAUGAGGGGGCCCAUUCUCCUCAGCGCAGGUUUGAGUACAAGUUCAGCUUCAAAGGACCAAAGCUGGCUUUGCCUGGGGCUGGAAUACCUUUCUGGAGCCAUCACGGAGACGCGAUCCCAGGCCUGGAGGAAGUGCGGCUGACCCCGUCUAUGCGGAAUCGGAGUGGCGCUGUGUGGAGCAGAGCCUCUGUCCCCUUCUCUGCUUGGGAGGUGGAGUUACAGAUGAGGGUGACUGGGCCAGGGCGCCAGGGAGCCCAGGGCAUGGCUGUGUGGUACACCCGGGGCAGGGGCCAAGUAGGCUCUGUCCUGGAGGGUCUGGCCUCGUGGGACGGCAUCAGGAUCCUCUUCGAUUCGUUGGCCGAGGGUACCCAGAACAGCCCUGCCAUCCGUGUGCUGGCCAGUGAUGGACACACCCCCUAUGAGCAACUUGGGGAUGGAGCCAGCCGGGUACUGGGCUCCUGCCACCGGAACUUUCGGAACCGGCCGUACCCCUUCAGAGCACGGAUCACCUACUGGGGGCAGAGACUGCGUGUAUCCUUGAACAGUGGCCUUACUCCCAGUGACCCAGAGGAGGUCUGUGUCAAUGUGGGACCCCUGCUUUUGGCCCCUGGAGGUUUCUUUGGCAUCUCAGCAGCCACCAGCAUCCUGGCAGAUGACCACGAUGUCCUGUCCUUCCUGACCUUCAGUCUGAGGGAGCCAAGUCCAGAGCCUCCCCCUGAGCCUUUCCUAGAGAUGGAGCAGCUCCGCCUGGUGAGGCAGCUGGAAGUGUUGCGGGCAAGGCUGGCACUGGGUACCACGGGGGAUGCAAAUUUGAAGCCAGACUCCAAAGCCCAGGAAGAUGGGGAAAAGCACUUUGACCUGGAGGAGACACUGGGCAGACACAGUCAGAUCCUGCAGGCUCUCCAGGACCUCUCUGAGCAGUUGGCCCAGGCUGAGAGACAAUGGAAGAAGCAGGCUGGAUCCCCAGGCAGGGCCAGACCUGGGGAAGGUUGGGCCCUGGAGCCCUCCUGCCAGAUUCCAUCCUCCCCAGAUUGGGGCAGCUACCCCUCUGGACUGGCUCUCCUACAGGACUCUGCCAAGGUCAGCACCCUGCUCCGUGGGCAGCAGGCCCUGCUCCAGGACCUUCAAGAGAUGAGGGCUGCAGCUGCCCGAAUGGCCUCAGGAGCCCAGGUCUUCUACCUGCCUGUGGGCACCAAGCAUCAUUUCUUGGAGUUGGGCCAGACCCUGAGCCUCCUUCAGAAGGAUCUUCGGGGCCUGGUGAAAUCAUCAGCCAAGGUCCCCCGCCAACUGGGCCGGCCCCCAAAGGCCUCCUCAUGCCUGCAGUCUGGCUUCUUUCUGUUCUUCCUCUUCAUGCAGACUGUAGGCUUCUUCAGCUAUGUGCACUUCAGACAGGAGCUGGACAAGAGCCUUCGGGACUGUUUGUCCCUAGGCAGCCUUCCUCUGAGCCCUGAACCACACGUCCCCAGGACUCUGGGAGUCUUUCGAAGGCAGCCCCUCUCCCCCAGCAUGCAUUCAUGA
Molecule: messenger RNA, 1584 nt
Organism: Orycteropus afer afer
Lineage: Eukaryota; Metazoa; Chordata; Mammalia; Tubulidentata; Orycteropodidae
Gene: LMAN1L
Product: lectin, mannose binding 1 like
Exons: 14
Coding region: 1-1584 (527 amino acids)
Biological process (GO): endoplasmic reticulum organization; endoplasmic reticulum to Golgi vesicle-mediated transport; Golgi organization
Cellular component (GO): endoplasmic reticulum-Golgi intermediate compartment; COPII-coated ER to Golgi transport vesicle; Golgi membrane
Molecular function (GO): D-mannose binding
Source: RefSeq, a predicted model, not a curated record